Messenger RNA from Styela clava, 558 nucleotides. Lineage: Eukaryota; Metazoa; Chordata; Ascidiacea; Stolidobranchia; Styelidae. The record is from RefSeq and is a predicted model, not a curated record.
AUGAAAAAAUAUGAGGGAGCUGCAAGGGAAGCCAUUGUUAUAAACUUGAAAAGUAAAUAUAAGAAGCAAAUGAUUUGCAUGACUAACUUCACUAAAACUACUUUUUCUGACCAGAAGGCAUCUUACGAAGUUUCUCUGAUACUAGCAAAAAAUGGAAAAGCGUUCAGAGAUGGAGAAAUUGUAAAUGAGUGCUCAAUAAAGAUGGCCCUUGCGUUUGACGAAAAUAAAAUGGCAAAACAAUUUGAAACUGUGCUUCUCUCACAUCAAACCGUUGCAAGAAGGGUAAUGAAGAUAAGUGAACAUAUGUCUGCAAAAGUUGAAGGCAUUGUUCGGCAAUGUAAAUAUUAUUCGCUGGUUUUGGACGAAAGCACCGAUGUUUGUGAUGUUAAUCAGCUUCUAAUUUUUAUUCGAACUAUCGAUGAACAUUUUACAAUUUACGAGGAAUUCCUUCAGGCAGUUCCACUUCAUGGCGCAGCAAAAGGUUCAGACAUAUAUAUAACAGUCUCGUAUCUGUCGCCAAAGCACAUGGUGGCUUUGAAAAGUGCUCUAGUGUUGUAA